Messenger RNA from Ogataea angusta, 257 nucleotides. RefSeq lists its product as uncharacterized. Gene Ontology annotation, molecular function: transmembrane transporter activity. The record is from RefSeq and is a predicted model, not a curated record. Gene Ontology annotation, cellular component: membrane. The transcript has a single exon. The annotation marks the transcript as partial. Lineage: Eukaryota; Fungi; Ascomycota; Pichiomycetes; Pichiales; Pichiaceae.
AUGGUUGCGCUAUGGUCAUUGGUGUCUACUUUUACAAUGUUUGCGAAUGGAUACGGAUCACUGCUAGCGUGCCGGCUGCUGCUUGGGCUUUUUGAGGCGUCCUUCUUCACGUCAAUCUCCCUCAUUAUCUCAGACUUUUACUUCCAAUCCGAGCUUUCGCAACGUGUGUCGUACCUAUUUGCCGCAUCUGCAUUCUCCAGCGCCUUUGGGGGGCUCAUAGGUACCGGAAUCACAAAGAUCAGCUCUGGCUUGGCUCC